This is a messenger RNA of Perca flavescens (yellow perch), 1620 nucleotides long. RefSeq names its product E3 ubiquitin/ISG15 ligase TRIM25-like. The transcript has a single exon. Bases 1 to 1620 code for a protein of 539 amino acids. The record is from RefSeq and is a predicted model, not a curated record. Gene Ontology annotation, molecular function: protein binding. Lineage: Eukaryota; Metazoa; Chordata; Actinopteri; Perciformes; Percidae.
AUGGCGCAGCGAGGAAUUCAGAUGGACCAGGAAAAACUCUGCUGUUCGAUCUGUCUGGAUCUACUGAAGGAUCCAGUGACUAUUCCCUGUGGGCACAACUACUGUAUGAGCUGUAUUAAAAGCCACUGGGAUAAAGAGGAUCAGAAGGAAAUCCACAGCUGUCCUCAGUGUAGACAGACCUUUGGAUCGAGGCCUGCCCUGGGGAGAAACACCAUGUUGGCAGAUUUAGUGGAGGAACUGAAGAGGACAGGACUCCAAACUGCUCCGGCUGAUCACUGCUAUGCCGGACCUGAAGAUGUGGCCUGUGAUUUCUGCACUGGGAGAAAGCUGAAAGCUCUCAAGUCCUGUCUGCAGUGUCUGGUCUCUUACUGUGAGCAGCACCUCCAGCCUCACUACGAAUCCCCUGCUUUUAAAAAACACAAGCUGGUCGACCCCUCCAAGAAGCUUCCGGAGAACGUCUGUACUCGUCACAACGAGGUGAUGAAGAUGUUCUGCCACACUCAUCAGCAGUGUAUCUGUUAUCUGUGCUCUGAGACAGAGCUCGGGGUUAGUCGGCAAAAGAUCCAGCAGAGAAUCCAGACCCGAGAGAAAGAAGUGAAGCUGCUUCGGCAGGAGGAGGAGGCUAUCGACCACUCCGCUGAUGAAGCUGUGGAGGACAGCGAGAAGAUCUUCACAGAUCUCGUCUGUCUCAUUGAGAAAAGAAGCGCAGAUGUGAAGCAGCAGAUCAGACGUCGUCAGAAAAAUAAAGUGAGUCGAGUCAAAGAGCUUCAGGACAAGCUGCAGCAGGAAAUAGCUGUUCUGAGGCAAGAAGAUACUGAGCUGGAACAACUCUCACACACAGAGGAACACACCCAGUUGCUACACAACUACCUGUCGAAUCUCACUGACUCUAAAGAGUCCCCCAGCAUCAAUAUCCGUCCUGUACGAUACUUUAAAGAUGUGACUGCAGCUGUGUCAGAGGUCAGAGAUAAGCUACGGGACAUUCUGAGUAAUGUUUGGAUCAAGAUCUCACUGACAGAGACGGAAGUGGAUGUUUUACUGCCACAGGCAGAGCCUAAAACCAGAGAUGAAUUCUUACAGUAUUUCCAUCAAAUCACGCUGGAUCCAAACACAGCACACAAAGGGCUGUUAUUGUCUGAAGGGAACAGAAAAGCAACAGUGAGACAAUCCGUAAUGCUGUCACUGCAGGCACAACCUAGUCCCAAUGGUUCACACAGUGACGUCGACAGGCUUGAGGUCAUGAGCAGAGAGAGUUUGACUGGACAGUGUUACUGGGAGGUGCAGUGGAGAGGGUUAGUUUCAGUAGCAGUAGCAUACACGCACAUGAAGAGAACGGGUUAUGAAAGUGGAUUUGGGAACAAUGACAAGUCUUGGGCACUGGAUUGCUUGAAUAAUGGUUAUGAAUUCAGACAUAACAAAUUGAGAACUUCCGUCUCUGGUCCUCGGUCCUCCCGAGUGGGAGUGUACCUGGAUCACAGUGCAGGGGUUUUGUGUUUCUACAGCAUCUCUGAAACCAUGACCCUCCUCCACAGAGUCCAGACCACAUUCACUCAGCCUCUGUAUGCUGGACUGUGGGUUAAUGGUAGUUAUUGCUCUGUUGAGUUGUGUGAGCUCAAGUAG